AUGACCAACAUCGAAGAUGAGCUCCGUCUCAAAAUACAGUUGCUAGAACUUGAAAAUGAAAGAUUGAAACAACUGAAGUCCAAAGAAUGCACCCUGUAUCCCAAAGUAAAUGAGUAUUUUAGUCUCGAUGAGUAUAAAAGAUACGGCAGACAAAUGAUUGUUCCACAAUUUGGGUCAUUGGAGUCCCAAAAGAAAUUGAAAAAGUCGAAAAUUCUUGUGGUAGGGGCAGGUGGUUUAGGGUCCCCUGCGUUGCAAUACCUAUCGGCCACAGGGGUUGGCACGAUAGGCAUACUUGACGAUGAUAUCGUGGAUAUUAGUAAUUUACAUCGUCAAGUUAUACAUCAAACUGGCGCUGUAGGAACAUAUAAAUGUGAUUCUGCAAAGUCCUUCAUCAAGAAUAUCAACCCACACGUUAAUGUCAUUACACACCCCAUUAGAUUAAGUAACGAUAAUGCUUUUGAGGUAAUCAGCCAGUACGAUUUAGUGCUAGAUUGCACGGAUCACCCAGCAGUGAGAUACCUCAUUAAUGAUGUAUGUGUACUUCUAGGGAAAACAAUUGUGAGCGGUUCUGGCCUCAAAGCGGAUGGACAAUUUACAAUAUUGAAUUUUGAGAACAGGGGCCCAUGUUAUAGAUGUUUUUACCCCCAGCCGCCUAGCCCAAGCUCAGUCACGUCGUGUGUCGAUGGUGGGGUUAUAGGUCCAGCGAUUGGAAUGGUGGGAAUUGCAAUGGCAAUGGAAACCAUAAAAAUUCUCACUGGAUACUACACCAAGGAGAAUUUUAGCCCUUUUCUCUCAUCCUAUUCUGCCUACCCUCAUCAACAAAUCAGGCGCUUUAAAAUGAGACCGAAACAGGCCAGUUGCAUAGCCUGUGGUACCAAUAGAGAAAUAACUAAAGAGAAAAUCGAAAUUGGAGAGAUUGACUAUGUUGCUUUCUGUGGGAAAGUAACUUACGAACCAUUGGAUCAAAAGCAUAGAGUAUCAGUUAUAGACUACAACUCUAUGUUGCAUUUGGGUAAGAAUCACACGUUGAUUGAUGUCAGACCGCAAGAACAAUACAACAUCACCAAGCUUCCCAACUCUGUAAACAUUGAGUGGGAUCCCGCAUUUAGAAAACUCGAUUCAUUAGAAGAAUAUCUACCAGUGACGAAGUCUGACGACAUUUAUUUGGUAUGCAGGUAUGGUAAUGAUUCCCAAUUAGCUGCCAAAAAGCUUCAUGAUUUAGGUUACAAAAAUGCUAAAAGUAUCGAUGGUGGUAUUGACAAAUGGUCAGAUGUUAUAGACCCAUCCAUUCCAAAGUAUUAG
Lodderomyces orthopsilosis Co 90-125 is the source of this 1302-nucleotide messenger RNA. It is a transcript of the gene UBA4, whose product is annotated as Uba4p. Gene Ontology annotation, biological process: protein urmylation; tRNA wobble position uridine thiolation. Gene Ontology annotation, cellular component: cytoplasm; cytosol. Bases 1 to 1302 code for a protein of 433 amino acids. Lineage: Eukaryota; Fungi; Ascomycota; Pichiomycetes; Serinales; Debaryomycetaceae. The transcript has a single exon. The record is from RefSeq and is a predicted model, not a curated record. Gene Ontology annotation, molecular function: thiosulfate-cyanide sulfurtransferase activity; adenylyltransferase activity; URM1 activating enzyme activity.